AUGCUGUCUCUCUUACUGAUCCUUUCAGGACUGGGCCACAUGACCACUGUGGGCCAGCAUUCUGAAGCACCACUUCUACAAAUUACAGUGCCACAGAAGAUCGGGGCAAACACCAGUGAUGGCAAUGUUUCAGAAACGCAUGCCACUUAUUCCAUCAAUAUUGAGGGGAAAACAUACACUUUCCUUCUUGAAAAACAGUCAUUUAUACACCCACAUUUCCUGGUGUAUUUGUACAACGAAUUAGGAAUACUGUAUCAAGAUUCUUCAUUUACAAACGGUCACUGCUUUUAUCAAGGAUAUGCUACAGAUAUUCCAAAUUCACUUGUGACACUAAACAUCUGUUCUGGACUCAGGGGAUUAUUGCAGUUAGAGAAUGUCAGUUAUGGUAUUGAACCAUUAGAAACUUCACCUACAUAUGAGCAUGUGAUCUAUCAAAUAAAGAAUAAUACAAUUGAGCCUUCCUCCUUUCAAGAAAGUUACCCUAUGAUCAAACACGUAGACAAGUCCUAUAGGAUUCUUGUCAAAUCAAAAGUGAAUUCAGGUGUGCUAUUGAAAAGAACUCUGAAAAUACAAAUUGUAAUGGAUAAAUCUAUGUAUGAUUAUAUGGGUUCUGAGGUAGCAGUUGCAGUUGAGAAAGUUGCCCAAAUCGUUGGUCUUAUUAACACUAUGUUUUCCCAGCUUAAAAUGAAUAUUAUGCUAUCUUCCUUGGAACUCUGGUCAGAUCAAAAUAAGAUUUCAACAAGUGGUGAUGCUAAUCAAGUGCUGCAAAGCUUUUUGUCUUGGAAACAAAAAGUUUUGUUUGAAAGGUCUCAUGAUAUGGCAUUCUUAUUAAUUCAUAGGAACAAUCCUACUUAUGUGGGAGCAACAUAUCAAGGAAUGGCAUGCGAUCUGAAGUUUGCAGCAGGCAUUGCUCUGUUUCCAAAGACAAUAACUUUAGAAGCAUUUUCUGUUGUCAUGGUGCAGUUGCUUGGGAUUAAUCUGGGAUUGACAUAUGAUGACAUCUACAAGUGUUACUGUCCAGGAACUACAUGCAUAAUGAAUCCUGAAGCAAUACAAUCCAAAGGUGCAAAGUUUUUUAGCAGUUGCAGUGUGGAUGAAUUUAAACAAAGAGUUUUGCAGCCUCAACUUGAAUGUCUUCAGAAUAAAACAGUUUCAAAAGUGACUUAUCAAGGGAAAACUUCAACUUGUGGCAAUAAAGUUUUGGAACCAGGAGAACAAUGUGAUUGUGGCUUGCCAACGGAGUGCUCUCAUAAAAAAUGUUGUAAUCCUCAAGAUUGCACUCUGAUUGGAUUUGCAGAAUGUGGCUCUGGACCAUGCUGCAGUAAAAACAGAUGUAUGAUUGUUGAUAGAGGACCUAUAUGUAGAAGAAGCACAGAUGUGUGUGAUUUUGCAGAACAUUGCAAUGGAACAUCUGAGUUUUGUGGGCCAGAUGUGAAAGCUGCUGAUUUACAGCCAUGCAAUAAUGAGACAGCCUAUUGCUAUAGAGGAAUAUGCCAAACUACAGACAGACAGUGUACAGCCUUAUUUGGAAAAUAUGCUAGAGGGUCUACUUAUUUGUGUACAGAAGAAAUUAAUUUCCAAAAUGACAAAUAUGGAAAUUGUAUUACUGGUCGUUGUAAUUUUAAAAAUACCCUUUGUGCAAAAUUAGUUUGUGACUGGACACGUACAGAUUUACAACCAAGAGAGUUCACCAGCAAUUAUGAUGUACAAUAUACUUAUCUUGGAGGCCAUAUAUGUAUGUCUGCACAUUUAAAAACUACUGGAAUGGCGGAUAGAACCAGAAUAGCUGAAGGAACUGUUUGCGGUCACAGUCAGGUUUGCAUUCGGCGAGCGUGCAUUCAUUUCGCCGAGUUGCCAAAUACAACAAACUGUAAUGAAAAAGUAAAAUGUAAAGGACAUGGGAUUUGCACUAAUUUAGAUACUUGUCACUGUGAUGUUGGAUAUGCUCCUCCUACCUGUGAACCAUUACCAUCAUCACCAGGAGGCAGUAUCAAUAACGGGCUUUGGCUUUCAACAGAUAAAAGUAUAUCCUUCCUUGUAAAACAGCGUACUCCUCCUAAAAAUAAUGGCCUUCUGAUCAGUUUCUAUGUUUUUCUACCUUUACUAAUUUUAACUGCCAUUAUUGGUUUUAAAUGGAAAAAAAUAAGGAGAUUUUGGAACAGAGAGGAAACAGUAAGCAGCGGAUCUAUCUUAGAAGACAGCAAUAGUGCCACCAACCAGUCAUAGAGUUAAAGCAACUAAGUGAUCAAAAGCCAUAGGAUGGAGAAAGGAUAUUACCAAGAAACUCAUGGUUACCUGGCUUGAUUCAAGAAUG
Carlito syrichta (Philippine tarsier) is the source of this 2314-nucleotide messenger RNA. RefSeq names its product disintegrin and metalloproteinase domain-containing protein 18-like. Bases 1 to 2226 code for a protein of 741 amino acids. NCBI's taxonomy places the organism in Eukaryota, Metazoa, Chordata, Mammalia, Primates, Tarsiidae. Gene Ontology annotation, biological process: binding of sperm to zona pellucida; cell adhesion; proteolysis. Gene Ontology annotation, cellular component: plasma membrane. Gene Ontology annotation, molecular function: metalloendopeptidase activity. The transcript has 21 exons. The record is from RefSeq and is a predicted model, not a curated record.